Messenger RNA from Anguilla anguilla (European eel), 1766 nucleotides. RefSeq names its product motor neuron and pancreas homeobox 1 (gene mnx1). Gene Ontology annotation, biological process: endocrine pancreas development; regulation of DNA-templated transcription; neuron projection morphogenesis. The record is from RefSeq and is a predicted model, not a curated record. NCBI's taxonomy places the organism in Eukaryota, Metazoa, Chordata, Actinopteri, Anguilliformes, Anguillidae. Gene Ontology annotation, cellular component: nucleus. The coding region runs from base 160 to 1101 and encodes 313 amino acids. Gene Ontology annotation, molecular function: sequence-specific double-stranded DNA binding; DNA-binding transcription factor activity, RNA polymerase II-specific. The transcript has 3 exons.
AACCAAUCCUCUUGCUAAGAAAGCUUCAAGUGACAAGCAUAGUUCCACCGCUCAUAAUUUAGCCAGGAGCGCAAGUUUAAGAAGUGGAUUUGCUCGACUCUGUCACUGAUUUGAGACAUCACAGUUCUACUUCUCCGAGCACAGGGGAUUGCAGGCCAGAUGGAAAAAUCCAAAAAUUUUCGCAUUGAUGCGCUUCUAGCCGUUGAUCCGCCGAAAGUGCAAACCUCGCCUUUGGCACUCGUAACUUCUUUAUCCUCCUCUUCGCUUUCAUCGUCCGGAAGUGUACCAGCCUCUGAGCUGAAUGCUAGCACAGAUUCCUUGAGAACUGAAACCCCGUCUCCGCCGAGGAUUUCGUCUUGUGGUUUGAUUCCUAAACCUGGCUUCCUGAACAGUCCGCACUCCGGCAUGGUGGGAUUACACCCUCAGAGCACCGCGGGCAUUCCUCCUCAAGCUCUAUACGGCCACCCGAUGUACACAUACUCGGCGGCUGCCCUGGGUCAGCACCCUGCACUGUCCUACUCUUAUCCCCAUGGGUCCCACCAUCACCACCCCAGCGAAUCAAUUAAACUUACUGCUGGAACCUUUCAACUUGACCACUGGCUCCGUGUCUCCACAGCAGGAAUGAUGCUUCCGAAAAUGCCUGAUUUUAACUCUCAGGCGCAGUCUAACUUACUGGGGAAGUGCAGGAGACCAAGGACUGCGUUCACAAGCCAACAGCUCUUGGAAUUAGAACAUCAGUUCAAACUAAAUAAGUAUCUGUCAAGACCGAAAAGAUUUGAAGUGGCCACCUCUUUGAUGCUAACCGAAACGCAGGUGAAAAUAUGGUUUCAGAACAGGCGCAUGAAGUGGAAGAGAAGUAAAAAGGCAAAAGAGCAAGCUGCGCAGGAGGCCGAAAAACAGAAAAGCAACAAAAACAGUCAGGAUAAAUCAGACGGCCUGGACCAAAAGGAAUAUCAGAAGAUCGAUUCGGUCAAAAACAGUAGAAUAAGAGACUUCAGAGACAGUGAUGACGAGGAGGGGGACAAUUUCCUGUACAACUCUUCAGAUUGCUCAUCGGACGACGAGCGAAAUCAUACCGGUCAAAUCAGCCCACAGCAGUGAGAUGAUAAGGUGACAAAAAUGAAGACGCAUUUCAUAUUUUUCAACGAUUCGUUUACAGUAACUGUGCUUUUGAGAAAAUAAGUUGCAUGUAUUAACUACCGGCAAUAUUCAAUGUGGAUAAUUGAAAAACAUGUAUUUAAUUCUCCAUCCCAAGGCAUCCGGGAAAGGAUGAAAAAAAUAUAGCAAGAUUUUAUUUUGUGCAGAAUAGCUUAGAUAAGCUAAUAACAACAUCAGGCACAGUUUAAAACGGCAUAAUCAUUCUUAAAUCAGUCUGUUACACUGCAUGUUUUUAAAUCUGUCAAUGUGUUUAAUCAGGCUACAGAUGGCUUUUGCAAUCAAUUCUCUUCUCGAAUGUGAUGGUCCAUGUCAUAAAAGCGAAUUUUUGAUACGAUGUUAUAAUCAAAUGUUAGUUAAAACUUGAAAUAUUGGUAUUUGGUAACCACUGCGAUUUUAGUUUUAUUAUUGAAACUUUGUGUGGUUGUUGCAUAACUGUAAUUGUAUCACAAACGGUUUACGUGCAGAAAAAAUGUAACCUCUUUAUUUUUGUACAUUGUAUUUAUAAAUAUGGCUAUACAAAUGCAUGCUAAAUUAUUGUUUAGCGUUACCCAUGGUGCAGAUGAUAUAGAAUAAAUUUGUUUUAUAAAAUCUCAGAGAUUUAAAACUGA